UGUUUUGAAAAUUAUAAACAUGGCCGUGUUUUUUCGCGGAUAGUCGUCGAGAUCAUUUGUCAGUGGGAUAAAUUAAUCAAACAUGCUUGAACAUUUACGUCCGACGAAGUGUUACGAAACUAGCGAACAGUACUGAUUACACGAAGAUUAAUUUUCGCUAGACUGAAGAUAUAUAUUAUAGUAUUCAUCUAAAUGCAGAAAUUAGAUGAGCUGACAAACCUUCAUUAAAUCUGCUUUGUGCUGAAAUGAAGAGAUUUGUCAAGCAAGCAUAUAUAUACGUUGUCGACCGUCGUUUUCUCCUUGUCUUGUAUGUACGUGUUUCUAAAAGGUGUCAUUUACCUCGUCCAAAUGCGUCGAGAUGGUCGAGACGAAGGAAAGCAAAUUAACGAAUUUUGAGAAUUUGCGAGAAUCAAGCGUGAUAAAAAUUUCUAGCUGGGAUCUAAGGAUACAAACGACGAGCGUCAAUAAUAAUCGACGCGCAUUUACAUUAGACGGCCCCGUCUAAAAAAUGUCCGGGAUCCGCUUAAAAUUCAACGGGCGUGUUAGCGAAAGUCCCGCGUUUUCUCGUAAAGUCAUCGACGUUGUCAAACGCAGUCAAACGGCCAUCCUGAACAAACAUAUAUGCAAACAUGAUCGUACCGAGCUGACACGUUAAUCCAUUCCACAUAUUUGCGAGUAUUGCGGAAUAGAAAAGGUCGAGAGGACGCAUCGUUUUUGAACAUCGCUUGAAGUAUCGUCGGAAACGCCCGAGCAUGACCCUCCUUGCUGAAGAAGGAGAGGAAGGGAGGGAUUCACGAAAUGCGCACAGCAUCGUCGAGGUCUUCGUAGCGGGGGUGCCUGCCAAGAAGGCACUGCAGUUCUUCGUGGAACGUCUGCAAGACAACAUCACAGUGAACCUGUCCUGUUAACUCGUUUCCUCGGUGAAGACAUUCAAUCGUCUAAUUUUACGAUCGAUUACGAGGGGAAGAAGAUAAGUAGUACUUUGGCAAGAAAAGAGCACUCAAUUACUCGACUGAUCGUGUCAGUGACUGUAGCGUGAAAAGAAGAAAAAUGAUAGCACUCGCGCUUCUUGCCGCUUUGGUGACAUUGUCCUCCGCUCAAUUCCAACAACCCAAUAAUGUGCGAAUUCUAGAAACGCCAAUUCCAGCACUUUGCGGGCAAAGAACUAUUCAUCAACGAUUCAAUGGGAAAGGCUAUUAUUUCUCGUGGGCCGAUCCGCGGACGGCCGGACAGGAGGUGGAUUGGCUGUCGGCUAGAAACUUCUGCCGGCAUCGUUGUAUGGACCUAGUUUCGCUGGAAACCUCCGCCGAGAACGAAUUCAUCAAGAACCGUAUCGUUCAAGACAAGGUAAAGUACAUCUGGACGUCCGGUCGCCUCUGCGACUUCAAAGGCUGCGAUCGGCCGGAUCUGCAGCCCCUUCACAUCAACGGCUGGUUUUGGACCGCCGAGUUGCAGAAGCUCGCGCCGACCAACGAACGUAGCCAAAACGACUGGUCCGAGAGCGGCGGCAUCGGCAGGCCACAACCUGACAAUCGUGAGGCCAUUCAGGGCGGCGCUCCCGAGAAUUGCCUCGCGGUCCUCAAUCAAUUCUACAACGACGGAGUCAACUGGCACGACGUGGCGUGUCAUCACAAGAAACCGUGGGUCUGCGAGGAGAACGAGUCUCUCCUGAAAUACGUUCGUUUCAACAAUCCCAAUAUCCGUGUGUAACGGAAGAAAAAAAAAUUUUAAGGAAUGACAACUUUAUAUUCGUUCGAGUAGUUGCUUAAGCAUACCUAUAAAGUUUACAAUGUUCAAAAGCGGCACGCCGGUGAAGCGACUGAAUAGUAUAUAGAAUGCCUUAUUUAUUGUAAUAUUUAAUACCUCCAUAUUCUCAUUUACCCGAAAAGCACGAUGAAUAAUCUCAUUGAAAUUUUAUGCAUUUGCUGACUUCAGGAAAUAUCACUAUUUAUAUUUCUAGAUGUAAUCGUAAAUACAUGGAAGAUUAUAUAUUUAAUAGAUAGACUGCA
Wasmannia auropunctata (little fire ant) is the source of this 2009-nucleotide messenger RNA. RefSeq lists its product as uncharacterized. The coding region runs from base 1051 to 1710 and encodes 219 amino acids. The record is from RefSeq and is a predicted model, not a curated record. Lineage: Eukaryota; Metazoa; Arthropoda; Insecta; Hymenoptera; Formicidae. The transcript has 9 exons.